Molecule: messenger RNA, 1218 nt
Organism: Centropristis striata (black sea bass)
Lineage: Eukaryota; Metazoa; Chordata; Actinopteri; Perciformes; Serranidae
Product: perilipin-2-like
Exons: 7
Coding region: 141-1133 (330 amino acids)
Biological process (GO): positive regulation of triglyceride storage; lipid storage
Cellular component (GO): lipid droplet; cytosol
Source: RefSeq, a predicted model, not a curated record
UCCGUUCCAUCAUCUCAGUCAUAUCUGCGGUAAACACCGCGAGAACAUCCAACGACCUUUAGUCCUCAGCUCAGGUGAGCGCUAAUUGAUGUGAACGACAGUUUUGUGAAGCACCACUUUGCAAAUGUAGGCCUGGAAACAUGCCGAUGAACAACAACCAGAAGGGGCAGAGUGCAGCUGCCAGACUGGUCAAGCUGCCUCUGGUUCACUCAGCCUGCACCACGCUGUCAGUCUUCUACACUGCCACUAAAUGCAGCCACCCCAGCCUGAGGUCUGUGUGUGAGAUGAUGGAGAGCAGCAUGACAGCUGUAGUUUCACCUGUCAUUGUUAAACUGGAGCCUCAGAUUUUUGUUGCAAACCAUGUUGCAUGUAGAAGUCUUGACUGGCUGGAGACUUCUUUCCCGGUGGUUCACACACCCACAGAGCAGAUUGUUGCUACUGCCAAGAACAAGAUGCAUCAGAUCCAGGAUGUGGUGAGCACUGCAGCUAAAGGAUCUAGGGACUGUGUGGAGGACACAGUCGCAUGGCUGACGGGCGGGAUACAGCCGGUUGGUAACCACGCUGAUGGGUCUGUUGUGGAGAGAGCCAUGAGAGUGGCCAGUGUGGGACUGGAUUCUGCUCUGAUCAUGUCUGAGGCUCUGAUGGACCGAGUGCUUCCUCCCACCGAAGAAGACAGAGAGAAAGAAGCUCACUUAGUGGAGGGUUUUGAGGCGGCAGCACUCAGGACAAGUUACCCAGCACGACUGGUUUCACUAGCCGCCAAGCUGUGUAGGAGGACCUACCAGGUGGUCGGGUCCAGGGUGCAGUGUGUUCAGGUCAUGGAGAAUUUGUCCAGGUCUUCAGGUCUCAUUCAGGACUUUCAGACCAGAUGGCAGACUCUGCCUCACUACCUGCAGCAUCAAAUCAUCUCUGCGCUCUUCUUCAUCUCCAAGAUGUACAACUUGGGGAGCCCACCUCCUCAACGCCACCCGUCUCAUCAGGAUAGAAGUUGUCUCAACGCUGCAGAUACUUCUAGACCUCACAACAGUGUGGUCCAGGUUAACCCACAAGCUACGCCUAUCUGCCGAAAGAGGCGGUCAACCAAAACACCUGUGUUCGAUAACGGGUGUAAGGUUAAAGGAUGUGUUCGUUGAUUUAUACGACUCUAAUUAUUUGAUGUUUGUGUGUUGAACUUAUGUCCCAAAGAAACUGAAUAUUAAAAUAUGUUGAACAUUCAAA